UACGUUUGGUGAUUCUGAAAUUAUAACGAAACUUUGGACAAACAUGUCUUUCCGGACAGUGAUCGCUUACAGACCAACAGUUUAUUCCUCUGUACGAGACAGUGGCUUCAUCAAAACGCUGCAGGUGAGAGGAGUAGAGUUACGCGUGCGUCAAAACACAUCAGAACACCACACAGAUGAGUUUGACAUCACAGACAGACACGUGUACGACCCGCGCGAAUUCCUCGUGAUACGGCGUGGACAGGUGUUCCAUGUUGACGUGGGCUUUAAUCGACCGUUUUACGCGUACAAUGAUGACAUCAUGUUCAGAUUUGAAUUAGACAGUAGUGGCUCGUUCUCGCCAUCACGUACCUACGCAGAGGUUGUUCUAUCCGAGGAGUACGUCAGUGACCGAUGGAACGCGUACAUCAAAUCACGCAACGGAAAUGACGUCACGGUUGCCAUAAUGACGCCAGCAGACACGCCUGUUGGAAAGUGGAGAUUGAGCAUUGACGUCAUCAAGAGUGUUGAGAGUGCUAGAGCCAUGUACAGAUACCAGUUCCCGGACCCACUGUAUAUCUUGUUUAAUCCCUGGUGUAGAGACGACAUUGUGUACAUGCAAGAUGAGCGACUCCUUGCGGAAUACAUUCUGAAUGAGGCUGGCCAUAUGUACAUGGGCAGCUACACGAAAAUACGCGCAAAACCCUGGGUAUUUGGACAGUUUUCUGGUGAUGUGCUGGACUGCGCACUGCUCCUACUUGAAAAAUGUCUAAUCCCGGAUGACGACCUUGGGGACCCCGUUACCAUCGUCCGCCGCCUUUCAGCCAUUAUCAACUCGAAUGACGACAAUGGUGUAGUUAAAGGCAACUGGAGUAGCAGUUACGAGGGAGGCGUCAGUCCGGUCGCCUGGACCGGAAGUGGUGCCAUCUUGGAUCGAUAUUUUCAUACGCAUAGACCCGUCAAGUACGGUCAAUGCUGGGUGUACUCUGGGGUUCUCACUUCCGUUUGUCGCGCUCUGGGUAUUCCGACACGAAGCGUGUCGAACUUCAACUCAGCUCACGAUCAGGACGGAAAUAUCACGAUAGACUACCACUACAACAGCCAGGGGGAACGACUCCAUGGCGAAAACUUUAACCGCGAUUCUGUGUGGAACUUCCAUGUGUGGAACGACGUGUGGAUGGCGCGUGCGGAUCUUCCGACCGGAUAUGGCGGUUGGCAGGCCGUAGACUCUACACCACAGUCACAGAGUGUUUAUAACCGUUUGUACUGCAUGGGACCUUGUUCCCUACGAGCCGUAAAGGAGGGCCGGGUCCACCUGCCGUACGACGGACGGUUCGCCUUCGCCGAGGUGAACGCGGACCGCGUCUACUGGUCCGUCCGCCCUGACGGCUCCAUGACGCCCAUUUCCGUCAAGAAGCAAAGUAUAGGGAAGAUUUUACUCACACAGCGGCCUUCUCCCGAUGAACAACCGGAAACGAUUGCUGAAGACAUCACUGAACAGUACAAAUUUCCUGAAGAGUCUGAUGAGGAGCGGAUGGCCGUUAGGGAGGCAAACCUACACUCCACCAUGCCUGGCCUGUACAACCAGGGAACACAGGAUGUUCAGAUAAAUAUCGAGAGCGAUCCCGGCGCAGUGAUAGGUGAAGACAUAACAGUGACCUUGACAUUCAUCAACACGGUUUCCGAGGAGCGCACAUUCAACGGUACACUGCGACUGGACAGUUCUUACUAUAACGGCGUUCACCAUGAAAACAUAUCCAUACAGGAGUUGCAAGAACACUUAAAACCAAAUUUAUCCGGACAACUGGUUUUAAAGGUACCCGUAGAAGUAUACCUUGAAAAAUUAGUGGAACAUUGCCUCUGUGUUGCCACGUGUAUCGGCGUUGUCAAGGAAACCGAGCAGCAUGUGUUCGAGAGAGAUGAGCUCGCUUUAAGAAAACCAGAUCUUGAUAUUGAAUCACCAUUGAACGUUAAUGUUGGGCAGCGGUUUACUGUACACGUGACGUUUGAGAAUCCACUUCCGGUGGCGCUGACGAACUGUGAGUUGUGGGUGGAGGGUCCGGGACUCCAGAAACCUGACGUAUACACGCAACCUGACGUUGCUGCACGCGAAAAGUUCCGGAGCACGUUUGACAUGACGCCUGUCAAAACCGGAAGUAGAGGGAUUGUUGUCUAUUUCCAUAGCAAACAGAUGUCGGACAUCACUGGGUCACGUAACCUCAAUGUAACGUGACUACAUAGACUAUUUAUUUUGUUGUGGCAUUAGUUAUGUAUCCAUUCUACAACUGUCACUUUUUACC
This is a messenger RNA of Mya arenaria, 2279 nucleotides long. RefSeq names its product hemocyte protein-glutamine gamma-glutamyltransferase-like. The record is from RefSeq and is a predicted model, not a curated record. Lineage: Eukaryota; Metazoa; Mollusca; Bivalvia; Myida; Myidae. Gene Ontology annotation, biological process: peptide cross-linking. Bases 44 to 2212 code for a protein of 722 amino acids. Gene Ontology annotation, molecular function: protein-glutamine gamma-glutamyltransferase activity. The transcript is spliced from 15 exons.